CAGUCUUUGGCAAGUGCUCUACAGGUCAAACCAGUUCUGUGAAAAACACCUUUUUUGCUUUGAACCUGCCUCCUUUCCAACUUCUGUUUUUGGGGGUUUUGGUUUGGGGUUUGUUUGAUUGUUGCCAGGCACUGAGCUGAUAUUCUCAUGGAACUGUCUUAUCAGCCCCAAGGUCUCAGGCCUAGGCAGCAAUGGUUAAGUUGGAGCCUGUCAGUCUACACGUGAAGCUGGGACUACUUUAGCCUGUAUGUAUCACUUUACAUUCAUCUGCAGUGAAUGUCAUGUGCCAUUUUCUUGCUCACUCACUCCGUACUGUAAGGUCUGUCUGCAUUUAUUCACAGUUGGCCUUCAUCCUCACUGCCUUGAAUAAUUUCAUACAAUCAGGAAGCUUUGUCACAUUGCUGUUUGGCUUCUUUUUUAGGUCACUUAUCAAACCUUGAGUUACAUCUACAGGUCAGAGCACAGACACACUUUGUGGAACUCUAGUGGUUGCCUCCCACUGUUAAGAGGAUCACCAUUGACUCCUACCCACGUCAGGGACCUUCCCUUAUGCCAUGGUUGCUUCGUUUCCCUGGAAGCCCUACAACUUUGUCAAAACCUUUUGGAAAUUCAUGUAGAGUGUACCCCUUAGAUCAUUCUUCUCUACAGAUUUGUCACCCCCUUCAAAUGACUCCAGCAGCUCUGUGAGGUAGGAUCUCCUUUUACAGAAGCCAUAGUGACUCUUCUGAAAUCAAUGGUAUAUAUUCAGGUGCCCACUAAUUCAGCCCUUGGUUACACAUGUGCCUGAUCUGCAUGGGACACAUGACAGGCUUAAAGGCCUAUAGAUCCUUGCACGCAGCUUAACUACAGACUGCUGCCUGUGUGGCCCACUAUUGCUGUAGUAUCUGGAAACUCUGCUUUUGGACUAGGAUCACUUUGUGCAAGAUGCAAUUAAAUUAUAAAACAAAAAGGUGGUCUCUGUCCCCACAGGCUAUCAUAUGAAAUGGGUGGGUAGGGUCAGUGGAAAUGCAACAGCAAUCAGAUACAGCUGAAGGGAAGGGUGCGGCAUGUUCCCUCCACUAUUUUCAAGACACAUCCUGUAAGGAUCAUUCAAGUCCAAGCUCCUUUGUACUCUGGAGGCUGUUCAGAAUUCAAACUUGAAUCUGUGUUUCUCUGUAAUAGUUUGUAAUAAUCUGAUACAAAACACCAGUGCUGGAAUGCUUCAAAAUUCUAAGCAAGUUGGUCAGGUCGUACCCUUGUUUCUUGGCAACAACUCCCUCUCCUAAACCCUCAGAGAAAUGGUUCUACAAAAAACCUGUAACUGGCUUCUGACAGGAUUUGUUGUUGUCUUGUGCUCAGUGGCAUUGUGGUGGGAACAUCCAUCUCCCAGUACCUGCUGGAGAAGUCUCGUGUGGUAUUUCAGGCCCAUGGUGAGAGGAACUACCAUGUGUUUUAUGAGCUGCUGGCUGGGCUGCCUAUGCAGCAGAAAGAGGAGAUGUACUUGCAAGAGGCAGAGUCUUACUUUUACCUGAAUCAGGGCAGAGCAUGUGACAUCCUGGGGAAGGAGGACGGUCAGGACUUUCUGGUCUUGGUGCAAGCUCUGAAGGGAAUCAACCUCUCGGAAGAUCAGCUGACCUCCACCUGGGCUGUCCUGGCUGCCAUUCUGCAGCUGGGGAAUAUCUGCUUUACCUCCUACGAGAAAGAAUCCUAUGAACAUGCAGCCAUUGCCGGUGACACUGAGAUUCAGAUUGUGGCCAAUUUGUUGUGUGUCUCAGCAGAUUUCUUGCAAAGUGCUGUCACUCACCGUGUCACUGUGACAUCUUAUGAUCGGAUCUUCACUCCUCUGUCUGUAGAAGGAGCCAUUGAUGCCAGGGACUCCAUUGCCAAGACUCUGUAUUACCUGCUUUUUGAGUGGCUGCUGCUGAGAAUCAAUGAGUGGUUGGCUCCCUGGGAAUCUGACUGUGCUCUGGGCAUUGUGGACAUACAUGGUUUUGAGGAUCUAGGUGUGAACAGCUUAGAGCAACUCUGCAUCAACUUUGCCAAUGAGCAUCUCCAGCGUUUUUUCAGCCAGACUGUCAUUGCCCAAGAAGAGGAGGAAUAUAGCCAAGAGCAGUUAGCUUGGAUUCCUAUUUCCAAGAUGUAUAGUGAGUCAUGCCUAGAUUUCAUUGCUGCAAAACCCCAUGGUAUCUUCCGUAUCCUGGACGACCAGACUUCACUGACUCAGGCCACUGACCACACCUUCCUCCAGAAGUGUCAUUACCAUCAUGGAAACAGCCCUUGGUACACCAAGCCCAAGUUGCCUUUGCCAGUCUUCACUGUGAAGCACUAUGCAGGGCCUGUCACCUAUCAGGUCCACAAGUUUCUUAAUAAAAACCGUGACCAGCUUCAUCCAGAAGUGCUGGAUAUCUUCUCUCAGAGCCACCUCAAGGUGGUGUCUCACAUUUUCCAGAAGGCUAAAGCUUCCUAUAGUCAGCAAAGGGAGCUGGGUGCCAGAAGCAAAGGACCCAAGCCUCAGGCCUCCACACUGGUGGCCAAAUUCCAGCAGUCUUUGCAGGACCUCACAGCCAAGCUGAAAAGGAGCCAUGUCUUCUUCAUUCGGUGCAUCACCCCUAAUCCCAAAAAGCUGUCAAAUAUCUUUGAUGUGGAGUAUGUCACUUGUCAGCUGCGACAUUCUGGGAUACUGGAGGCUAUCCACAUUAGAAAGGAGGGAUACCCAGUCCGUCUUCCAUUCCAGAACUUCCUAGCCAGGUAUGGCUUCCUGGCUGGACAAAGGCACAGCUGCCUGGAGGAGAGGGAAGGCUGCAUGGCAGUGCUGUCUCAUGUGGUGGGGAACCCUUCAGAUCUCUAUCAGAUUGGACUAACAAAGGUCUUUCUGAAAGAGAAAGCCAGGCAGCUUCUGGAGAGACGAUGGAGCCAGAGGCAGAGUUGGGCCAUUGUUACUCUGCAAAGGAAAUUCCGAUGCCUCCUUCGCCGCAGACGCCUCCGUGUCCUCCAGGAGAAAGUCACGAUCAUUCAGGCUCACUUCCGAGGUUAUCAGGCAAGGUCAGGAAUCAAAGGCUAGGGCAAGGUACAGCCUUUUGUCCUUGCCUAGGACAGCAAGAUGGGGAUGUGCCUGGCCUCAUGUUGGCUCCCUGGCCUGCUCUGUGGGGGGAUAUCCUGUUACUGGAAUGGUGGAGGAGGGACUUCCCAGCCUGGUACCCAACACUGAGCAGAGGUUCCAGGGGAAAUACAGCUGCUGUCAAAACUGUUACAGUAACUUGCCUGUGCUAAGGCUGAUACUGUGAUAGCUAGAGUAAAGGAUGUAGGGAAAACAUCUAAGAGAGGACCAGGCUUAACACAGUAAGCCUGUGGACUGGCUGAUUGUA
Messenger RNA from Falco peregrinus (peregrine falcon), 3344 nucleotides. RefSeq names its product unconventional myosin-XV-like. Gene Ontology annotation, cellular component: myosin complex. The coding region runs from base 1457 to 3040 and encodes 527 amino acids. Gene Ontology annotation, molecular function: protein binding; ATP binding; cytoskeletal motor activity. The record is from RefSeq and is a predicted model, not a curated record. The transcript has 15 exons. NCBI's taxonomy places the organism in Eukaryota, Metazoa, Chordata, Aves, Falconiformes, Falconidae.